GUAUCUAAACCAAGUGGGGUAUAGACACUGUACCUGUGCCCUCCGGGUAAGACACCGAACUGCAGGUAACGGGGAAAAGGGACGGUAGUAAAAUCUUGUGUCAUGCCAAUUUCUCCCGCUGGGUGAUUUUGGCUGCGCUGUACGUCAGUUUGCAGGCAACGGGGAAGAGGGAUGGUAGUGAUGCUCUUGGCUGCGCGCGCUGUACUUCGCAGUUCGCAUGGUACUUCGUUCAAGAAUUCGACACCAGCGCAGCCAAAAGCACCCAGCGGGAUAAAUUGGCAUGACACACGUAAUUCAGCCAAGAUGGCUGCCAGUUCGUUGUCUUCCCGCAGGUACAGUGUCUAUAAAGUGGGGCAACAACUAUUCAAACAUAUGAAUGAUCUAAGAAUGAAAAAUUCAUUUUGCGACGUGCGUUUCAACGUAAAUGGUACCAUCUUCCCCUGUCACCGGUUGGUUUUGGCUACCAUGUCUCCUUACUUUCAAGCAAUGUUCAAUGGAAAUUUUAAGGAAAGUAAUUCCGAUACCAUUACCAUAAACGAUAUUGAAACUGAAGUAUUCGAAGAGAUCUUGAACGCUAUGUACUCAGCCAUUAUUCGUUUUAGCCCUGGUAACGUUUAUUUCAUCUUGAAAGCCAGUCAUUUACUACAAUUGGAAAUUAUAGAAGACGCGUGUGUUUCUUACAUCAUGAACAAUCCCGUAAUGGAUUACUUGAUUGAAAUCUGUGUGUUUGCCAGAAAUAUCGACCACGAUAAGUUAUAUUCGAAGUGCGUCGCGUUUAUAGCCGAGGCUAUUGUGGAAUAUGGAAUGACAGAUUCCUUUAAAAAGAUUCCGUUGGAUGUCUUUGAAGACCUUCUAAAACGUAGUCUAAUCGGUAAUAAAGACGAAGAAUUGAUAAUUCUGUCGAUUAUGAGAUGGGGUAAAGAGAAUAAUGCCAGUCGUAAAGAUAUUCAAAAGCUUAUAGAUACAGCAUUCUUGAGAGCAUCCAAAUUUGUGAACUCUACGAUAAUGUCUCAAUUCAUGGUUGCCUGUGAGUAUAAAUGUUUUGAUGAUGAGAACAAUGAAUGUACCUCACGAUUGGAUAUUAAUUAUAGUAAUCAUCCAAAUUUACCUUUGAAGUUACAUGUGGAUGUUAUCAACGUGACAACGGGGCAACGCGGAUGGAGCAUUUUGAGAACAAAUUAUGAUUUCGAUAGAUAUGUUUUGUCAGGAUUCUAUCCGACUAAUUCGCGUGAAAAAAAGGUCUGUAAAGUUGGAACGAAACUGUAUUGCUUUGAAUAUAUUAGAGACCCAGUCAUGAAAAAUUGUUUCUCGUAUUUCAAUGAAGACGGCAUUAAGACUACUCUACCCUUACCGCUAUUACAAAUGACGAUUUUCACAUUUCAAUUGACAGCCAUAGGAAAGUCGAUAUAUUUAAUAGAUAUGAGCUACGAUUUCUCUGUUUGGCUUUACAAUUGUAAAACGAGUACUUGGAAAAAUAUACUGAAAAAAACCGAAUGUGAAAAUAUUCGUUGUAUUCAUGUUUCCACGUGCGUUUUUUCAGACAACAAGUUUUAUAUAAUCGCGAAGAAAGACAACAAGCUAGAAGAAGGUUUAUAUAUAAACCCGGAGACUAAAGAAAUUAUCAGUCGAGACGACCGCCAUGUAUUCUCAAUUACUUUCCCCAACUUUGUUGUUGAAGAAUUGACUAAAAUACCUUCACUUAAUGCAUACAGAUAUUCCUCAAUUUGCGUAUUUAAUCGUAAAAUAGCAGUGUUUGGUACAUGUACUGAUGCAGGGUCUCGAAUGAAGAAAGAUAAUUUCAUGAUUUUUGACCUCGUUGAGUCUAAAUGGUCGAUGGAGUUGGACCAAAUGAAUGGUGGCCAUGCGAGUUCUCUCGUAUUCCAUCACGAUGACGCUGUAUACGCAGUAGGUAAUGGUCUAUCUUUGCUUCCCGGUGGAAAAUAUGAUCGGUCUUCGGAUAAAUGGAUUGAUUUGCCUCAUUUGCCUAAACGAAUCACCAUUUCAAAUACGAAUAAUGUAGUGGUCGUCGGAAAAGUAUUUGGUCUUGAAGUAUAACAUAUUAUAUAUCACCUCUUGGUGAAUUAUUUCUUCGAAAUGUCGUAGGUAUCAGUUUUUUUGUCAUUAUAGAAUUAUGAUUUGAUGGUUUUUGUAUUGUUGAUUUCUUACGGAGAUUCUUUUUUUGUUUGUAGAUAUAACCUAUUACCUUACUCAUUUCGUAAUAGUUGUUGUUUUUUUUUGUAAUAUUUUAACCCUGCGUCGACCACCGGUGCCAAAAACGGCACCACAAUGUUAUUUUUAUUAAAAAAACCACCGAGUGCCAAAAACGGCACCUAAUGAAUUUUAAAAUUUUCAAAAUGCAUUGUGGUGCCGUUUUUGGCACCUGGUGUUUUUUUUAUAAAAAUAACAUUGUGGUGCCGUUUUUGGCACCUGGUUUUUUUUUUUGGUGGUCUAUGCAAGGUUAAAUAGGUAAUUCAUUAUACAUAUGUAAGUAUUUGAUUCUUAUUAUGAUACCUAUAAACAUCCCAGUAUUCUCAUGAAUGUUUGAUAUUUCGUUAACAUAAUGGGCAAUUGUUAUUUGUUUUGGAUAAUAAAUUUUCAAAACGUGUGAAUCAAAUAUAAUCGAGAUUUCUUCGAAUGAGCGUACGUCAUAAUUAUAGAUAUUGCUAGUAAGCAGAGGAUUUCUAUGGCUUGAGGCGUCAACUUAUUUUUUCCAAGUUGUUUUUUCAGAAAACCCCAUCAUCCCGAACUGGAAAAUUCUUCUACGAGUAUUUAUAGGAGCAUUGUAGUUAUAUAUUACUUUAAUUGUAGUGGAAGGUAGAAGUAAGUGUUAGCGAGCCACGUGAUUCAUUUCAACGAGAACCUCUACAAGAGUUGUGACAAUUAGAAUUGAGAAAUAAUUUUUCAUGAUUUCAUCGGAGCAGAAAUUAGUAAUUAAUCUCCAAAGGGUUUCAAUAAGGCACUUGAAUCGAUAAUUUGCUAUAAGCACAUGAAUACCUACUUGCAAUUGUAUUAUUGGAAUUACAGUUGAAUUAUCUUGUAAGAUAAUCAGCGUUGAAAUUUAUCUUUAUAAACGCGAAUAGACUAAUAAUCUUUAGAACCGAAACUGUAUUACGGGAACAUUUUAAAGAAACUUUAUGAAAUAUAUGGAUACACCUACUACCU
Molecule: messenger RNA, 3162 nt
Organism: Planococcus citri (citrus mealybug)
Lineage: Eukaryota; Metazoa; Arthropoda; Insecta; Hemiptera; Pseudococcidae
Product: kelch-like protein 25
Exons: 1
Coding region: 172-2055 (627 amino acids)
Molecular function (GO): protein binding
Source: RefSeq, a predicted model, not a curated record